Molecule: messenger RNA, 3346 nt
Organism: Bactrocera oleae (olive fruit fly)
Lineage: Eukaryota; Metazoa; Arthropoda; Insecta; Diptera; Tephritidae
Gene: ebd2
Product: earthbound 2
Molecular function (GO): DNA binding
Source: RefSeq, a predicted model, not a curated record
GCGGUACGGUUUUUAUUUCAUAUGGCUAAACAACACACAGAACCAACACCAGUGCCACUAGUCGCUUCGCGUUACUCAGCAGUUAAGCAUUACAGCAAAGUCGAAACGCGCUAAAGCACAGCGCACGAGAAUAAUAGUAGAACCGACAACCCUGCCGCCGAAGCAACUGAGAAUAACAAUACAACAACAAAUAACAAUAGCAAGAACACACAAAAAAGAGUAAAUAAAGUUGAUAAAAAGAAGAAACAACAGCACACAACAACAAUAGCAAGCACAAAUAUGGGCCUAGCAUAAACAAAACCAGGUGUUGGGAAGUGUCGGUGUACCUGUGUGCUACGUAUGCAUGCGUGUGUGUGUGUGUGUGUGUACUAAGCGAAAUAAGGAGAGACCAACGCCUUCGUCACCACAGCGCUCGGCUCCACGGCACUCAUCGACAACACAACGAAAACGCGACUUAACGACGAAGUCCACUCAAGGUAAGCCGAACACGAGCACCAGCACCUUUUUGGUACAUGGAGUAUUGGUAGUAUCCGUUUGUCAAGUGGAGCUGCGCAUCCAGUAAAAAGCUGGCGAUCGAAUUGUAUAUUAUAACGUUAGAGUAAAGUAUCACCUGAUCUACGCGCACACAUAUAUACGCUUAUGAACACAUAAAUGAAAAUAUAAACACAUGCAAAAAGAUUACGUGUACGAUCUACUAGUUGGUAGUUGUUGUGGGAGUUUGCGUAAAAACAAAAACAAUAAUUACGAAAUGAGCAAAGCUGUGUGAAAGCCAAUUGAAUAUGCUGUGCUCUACGAAAGCUAGUGGUUAAUCACCGUUGAAGCUGCAGCUGCUGCACUGCACCUGUAUGGGCACAUACAUGCAUAUAUAAGUAUAUAUGUAUAUUUUAUGUGUGUGUGUGGAGAGCGCAUUCGUUACCAAUUGAAGCAAAUAGCCAACAACAACAAACGUUUUUUUUUUGUUUUUUUUUUAUUGAACGCCAGCAAAAACAAAACAAGUGUGCAUACAACUAGCACUUAAUAUUGCUAACUGUGUAGUCUUGUCAAUGCCUUCGCUUCGUACACACAUUUGAUUUGACAAAAAGUGCAUGUAAAGAGCACACAAAAACAAGUGGGGUGCAAAAUUGCGAACGAGAAAGCGAGCAGUGAAUGGGAAAGUAGAAUUGGAGAUAAAUAAACGCAAUUGCGCGCAUGCAAAAUAUAUCACAUACAAACAUACAUGCACAUGCACAUGCAUAUAUGUACGAGUAUAUUGUAUAUACAUAUGUAUGUACUGAGUUGUCAUUAAAAGAACAGUUGCUUGAUUUGUGUGCAGAAUUUGGAGAAUUUUUAAGUGGAAAAAACGAAAUUGCAGUGUUUUUGCAGAAAAUUUUAUUGAACAUUUUUAAAGUUGAAAUAAACAAAUAAAAAAUAGAAACAUGAAAGUAAUAAAGAAAAAUUAAGUUACAUAAUAAGUAGGAAAAAAUAAUAAAGAAAAAUAUUUUAAAAAAUUUAAAAGUCUUGAAAAUAUAAUAAAAAUAAAUACUCUCCAUUAAAAUAAAAAAAUUAAAACUAAUAAAACUUAAAAAUAAAAUUCAAAAAUUAAUUCAAAAAUUAAAACAAAAAUUAAAAUAAAAAAUAUUAAAAAAUUCUCAACUGCAUUGCUUUAAGCUAAAAAAUAUAAAUAUUAAAAUUUAAAAAAAACAUAUAAAAACUCUCAACUGUAUUGUUCUAUGCUAAAAGUGGCAUUCUAACCUAUGCAUAUAAAACUUGCAUAAACGCAUAGCGCCUGCAUACAUUAAUGCAUGCAUAUAAGCAGCUAAAAACCGCCAACUAGCGUUUACAACAAAAAAUAUACAGUAUAAACCACUGCCUUUACAAGAACAACUACAACUACACAUACUUGCAAGGCAUAACGCAUAUAACAGCGCCACAAUGACCGCUAAACCGCCAAAACGUGCCAAUAAAGGGAUCAAACGACGUAACGAGCGAAACAUACUCACAUUCUAUGAGAAGAUCGCCGUCAUACACUACUACGAUGAGACGAGUGUUUCACGAAAUCGCUUGGCUAAACUAUUUCACUGUUGUGCCACACAAAUUCGACGUAUACUCGAACACAAAAAUGAAUUGCUACAACAAUUGGCCACACUCAGCGAGUCCGAUGCGACCAAUUUCAUUGAAGAGAUGACACGGAAACGGCGCAAAUUCGAAAUGAGCGCCAUUAGUUUCAUACUUCACCAAUGGGUGGAGCGUUGUCGUGAGUUGCGUUUGCGCAAAAUCAUAACAAAUCAGACGCUCAAGGACACGGCACUCAAAAUGGCCGCCAUACUGAAUUUACCAAGCUUUCGGCCUUCGUAUCGUUGGCUGGAUCGUUUCCGCAGCAAAUACAGAUACACAGCCGAAGAUCUGGGCACAGCGGGUGCGCAUGCCGUUGAUGGUGAAUUGGCGGUUGAGGAUAUUAUUAUUGAGUAUAAGGAUGCCUUACCGAAUUUCAUGCAAACCGAAAUAUCAGAAAUAACCUCACUAGAUAAAGCAUUGCAUACGGAGGUGGAAAAGAAAAAGACGCUGCUACAAAGUACAAGCAAUGAGAAUAGCGUAGAUUAUAUAGUUAGUGAUGAGGAAGAUGAGGUGGAAGAGGUGCAUGAUGAUGCCGCUCAAAUGGACGAUGACAUAGCUUUAGUGGUGAGUGAUUCCAAAGACUCUAGUGGCUGCUCAUCCAACACCAAUACGAGUACAACAAACAAUAACCAGCCGGAUGAACUUAAUGGUGAACAAAUAAAAAUGAAUGCCGGCACCACAGCUGUACUGGGCAGCAUAUUCCCACAUCUCGCUGUCAUACAUCAGUUUGCGCUACUCAAUGCCGAUGUCAAGGCGCUGGAGUUGAUCUCGCAGCUGGGUGUGCAUAUGCAGAAGCAAGCCGUCGACGGCGCAUACAAACAACUGACGCUGGCGUCAACAAACGAGGAGUGUGUCGCAGACAAUAUGCAGUCGGAUGUGGGCGGUUUGUAUGCCGCUGAUCUUGACGAUAUUGUACUGAUUGAAUGAGUAGCUUAUUAUCUAUAUGCGUACAUGUGUAAUACAUAUAUAUUAUAUGUAUGUAUGUAGUUUUCUAGUAUUUCAUUUUUAGAUGCUCUAGAGCUCAAACUCCACACAUUGGCCUUUAAAUAUUUAAAAAAUACACCGCCUUAACAUAAAACUAUAGUCAUAACUUUGAAGUCACAUAAGCUAAUAAAUAAGUCCAUAUAUUUGGUGAAUACACAUAUAUUCUUAGAUUUAAUAUUUACAUUUAGUGUACCUAGAAUUAAAAAUACAAGAGUUUCAGUUCAUAAAUGAAAGCUUUGAAGCAUUAAAUAUUAUUCAUAGAAAUGAA